AUGGCGGAUUCCGCUUCCCCUCACAGUCCAGUCUCGAGCGUUCCUUCAGCGUGUUCAGUAGUUGGUUGUAUCCUCUUGUUGCUCGUCCCGAAGCCAUCAGACUUGGUUCUUCAGAAGUUGCAUCAGCCCUUAGUCCUCGAGCUUCAGCUUGUUAACAUCUCUUUCAUUCUCCUAUCCUGUUCUUCCAGAUUCACAUAUGGAAAAAGAAAAUAUCAAUUCCCACUCUAUGGUUCGUCGAAGCCAAGUCAAAUCCACCAAGCCUAUAAAGACAACAAAAUCCUCGGAAAUGUCUACUAAAAGUAGUGACCAUAAUGAAAAAAAUAUUCAAAUUAUCCCAGAUUCACAUAUGGAAGAAAAAAAACCCAAUUCUUUAAAGACAACACAAAAUAUGAACAAAACCCAAACAAAAAAUGUUUUAAAACCCACCCCCCCGGAAAUUUCUACUCAAAGUAGUGACCAUAAUGAAAUUAUCCCUUCAUCCCCAGAAGUUGAAAUACCAGAGACUUCGUACGGACAGGGAAUACAUGACAUGCAAAAUACAGCUGUGCAGGGUAUUUUGCGGGUUCCUUCAUAUUCAGAAUCCGAGGCAUCAAAUAAAAGAAGAAAAACAGAACACCAAUCAAAGCCCAAAAAAAUCGUAACUUUUGCACCCACUACCUUGGGGAUUUCCACUGAAAGUAGUGAUUAUAAUGAAGACAGCGCCUCUUCAUCACCUGAAUUGACAGAGACACCUCAUUCCACUGAAAGCAGUGAUGAUAAUGCAGAUAGCAUCUCUUCACCUGAAUUUUCAGAAACAUCUGGAAAUCAUCCCGAAUCAAUGAUUCCACAUUGUGAAAACCAUCUAGAAUCAAUGAUCCCUCAUUCUGGAAAUUAUCCAGAAUCGAUGAUUCCACAAUGUAGAAACCAUUUACAACCAAUGGUUCCUCAUAGUACAACUCAUACAGAAUCAAGGUUGCCACAUUAUGGAACCCAUCCUGAAUCAAUGACCCCUGAUGAUGGAAUUCAUUCAGGAUCAAGGCUGCCACAUUAUGGAAACCAUCCAGUAAUAAUGUGGCCUGGUUUUAGAAACCAUCCGGAAUCAAUGAUGCCUUUACUAAGAAACCGUCCCCAAUCAAUGAUGCCUCAACCUAUAAACUAUCCCAGAUCAAUGAUGCCUCUACUUACAUACCGUCCUGGAUCAAUGAUGCGUCUGCCUCUACCUAUAAACCAACC
This is a messenger RNA of Nezara viridula (southern green stink bug), 1212 nucleotides long. The record is from the annotation of a GenBank genome assembly. Lineage: Eukaryota; Metazoa; Arthropoda; Insecta; Hemiptera; Pentatomidae.